Molecule: messenger RNA, 629 nt
Organism: Arachis ipaensis
Lineage: Eukaryota; Viridiplantae; Streptophyta; Magnoliopsida; Fabales; Fabaceae
Product: polcalcin Ole e 3
Molecular function (GO): calcium ion binding
Source: RefSeq, a predicted model, not a curated record
UUCCGUACUUUUUUUUAAAACCAUAGCUUAUUUUGGUGAGUUAGUUAUUUUGUGAACACCCGAUACUAAAGGAUGGCCUUACCUUAACGGCAACCAAAAUGCUUUAAAAGCCAAGCUCUCAAGACAUUUACACCUCCCAAUCUCCAUUUUCAGUGUGAAAACAACAUAACAAAUCUCAUUUUCACUCAUACAACCCAAACAAGAACAAGAAGAUCCUACAAUGGCUGACGAUGAUCCACAAGAUGUAGCUGACAGGGAAAAAAUAUUCAAGAAUUUUGAUGCCAAUGGUGAUGGUCAAAUCUCUUCCUCGGAGCUCGGCGAAGCACUCAAGACACUAGGAUCGGUGACCCCAGAGGAAGUGCAACGGAUGAUGGAAGAGCUCGACACAGAUGGCGACGGCUUCAUUUCAUACGAGGAAUUCACGGCGUUUGCAAGAGAGAACCGUGGCCUAGUCAGGGAUGUCGCCAAGAUCUUCUAAUUCAUUCCUUGCCUUCAUUGUUCAUUCUCCAUCCUUUUAAUAUAGUUGUGUACAUCUUUGUGCUAUGUAAUCAACGAUUACUAGAGAAAAAUGUUUGAUGUUCUAUGUUUUAUAAUGUGGUUAUGUCUUGUGAUUGAUUAGCUUUUUGUUU